GAAAAGAAACAAUAUGGCUGAUUCCCGAGGUCCUCGGCUAUUUGCUGAUUUAAACAACGUUUUUAAAAGGGAUCCUAACAUUGAUGAGUAUGAUAUUUUGCCUGUCUUGGAGCCUACACAUAACAGAAGUCCAUUUCUACUGCAAGAACACAAACUUGGCGUGGAAGCCUGGGCAGUAAAAGUUUUAAUGAAAUAUGUGGCCACAAGGUUGAUUGGAUGGAGAAGUCAGAACCCUUUGGUCAAAUUCAUUGAUCCUACUGAAGUUUUGAAUCUAACAAGAGCACUGAUCCUUUUUAAUCCUGACAACUAUACAGCCUGGAAUGUUAGAAAGGAACUCGUUGAAAGUGGGUUUCUCAACAUAGCUGAUGAUUUACAGUUUGGAGCUCUAGUACUCUCUAAGCAUCCCAAAAGUGCAGAAACAUUUAUACACAGGAGGUGGCUUUUCCAGCAGCUAUUAGAUCACUGCUUAUCUUCAAGCUUAGACAGUAAUGGCUCUGUUGCAGCAGUACCAGAGAACAAUGCUGAUAGUUCCAUAAGUAUGGAUCUAAUAGAUGUCGAUAUUGUAGCUAGUCCAGAGAAUGAUGGUCUUUUAAGUAUGGACCAGUCUCUGGAGUGUAGUAGAUUGUUUAAGUUACAUACCCAGUUAGAGAUGAGAGUCUGUGCAAGAGCAGCUGAAAGGUAUCAGUGUAACUACCAUGCAUGGUCUCAUAGAAUAUGGAUUAUACAGCAUUGUCUGAACUGUUCCUUACAGGUUCUUUUAUCUGAGAUGAAAGAAACAGAAGCUUGGAACUCAACACACAUAUCUGACCAUAGUGGCUUUCACUAUCGACAGUUUCUCCUGACUGAACUGCACAAGAGACAGGAGAAACUAUCACUGCUUUCUAUUAGCCCAGGGCAGCUUGUUCACAGAGAAAUGGCUUAUGUUUGUGAUCUUAUCCGCUCUUAUCCAGGGCAUGAGACAUUAUGGUAUCACAGGAGAUUCUUGUUUUGUUUCAUGUUAAACACACAUCCAUUGGAUCAGGACACUAAGUUGUCUUGUAAAUCCUCCAAUGGCUUUUCAGUGUACCGAGAUCAAGGGGAAGAAGCUUUAAAGAGACACAAAACAUUUUUAAUUGCUCAGGAAUUAGAAUCGGUCAAUACCAAACAAAAAUUGGAAUCUUCUUCAAAAUAUAAUCAUAUGCUGCUCGGCAAAUAUGUCCACUGGUUGCAAACAUUAUUGACUUCAACGUGAGGGCUCAUCUCAGUUUAGAAUAUCCCAACUUAUUAUUAAGUUUGUUGUUACAUAUUAUUUAAAAAAUUACCCGAUCCAGGGGUCUAUGUAACUUUCAAUGUUUUGUUUUUGUUUUGCCUGAUUGGAAAGCUUAUAGAAAACAAUGUGCUAAGAAUGGAAACAUCGAAUAUGAUGUCACAAGAAUCAUUGUUGGCAAUGAAAAAAAAAAAGUAUUCUUUCUUAAAAACAUUGCAAUCUUUAUUUUUGAUUCAUUUGCUUUUCUGUUAUUCCAUUUUACUGUUAGAUGUGAUGUAAUGCACUUAGCUGUAUACCAAAGAAUAAUUUCAUAGUUUGGUUGUACAUCUAGAUAAGAAAAUCAACAAGUAAUGUACCAGUAAUAUACAUCUGCUUUUAACUGAAUGAAAGACUUGACUUACAUCAGAAUCUACACAAUAAAAAGAAUUAAUGGAAUUCAAAGGGAAUUUAAAUGUUAUGCUGUAUUCAAAUGUAAACUUUAUAGUGAUAAAUCUAUUCUUUGUUGUUAAAAGACGUCAAGAUUCCUAAAAGAACCUUAAGCCAUAUUUGGCUCAACACAAAAUAAAACCUGAAUCAUCUUCAUUCCAGCAACUGUGAAAUUCCUUCCCUGCAUCCAUAUAGUUAUGUAUUUUAUUCUGUAAUAAAAGUCAAUAUGCCUGUUUGGAAAUCAGUCAAACUUUGAACUGCUUAAUUUCACGUUUUCAAAAUGAUUCUGAAAGUGUACUUGUCAUUUUUGUUUAUAGUUUAUUUUAGAUUCAUAGAUCUAUCUGGAUACGUUUUCAAGUCAAAAAUUUUUUUCAAUUAUUUAACAGCAAUGGAAAAAAUGAGACUCUGCUAGUUGGCUACUGUGACAUAUGAUGCAUCAUAUCAUCAUAAUGCUAGCUAGAACUUAAAUAAUUAACAAUUAACAUUUCAAGACUUCUACCAUGCAACAUUUUGCUUUUCUCCAAAGAGUUUUGAAACGUGACAAUUAAUUGUUGUUAAAUAAAUUUAUCAUUUGUGCAGCUACAUUCUUGAUUUGAUUGGGACGUCCACUGUAUACUUGCUCAUGAUCUUAGCAUCUGAACAGGAUGGAUACCACAUGGGCUUCAUGUCCAACAUACAGUAAUCUACUUUCCCUAGCAUUAGAAGCACUGCCUGCUAAGCUGUGAUAAAUAAUGCAAUUAGUUUUUUACUCAACUGCUCAUAUAUCAUUUAGAUUUUGUACAUUUUUUCAUCUUGCAAACCCAUCAUGGAUAUCUGAAUUUCAUCAUUUGACUGUAAAUAGUAAAAUCUAUUUCUGUUGGUCAGUUGUCGUUUAAUGGCAUUGGUUCUUAUGCAUUUUGAAAGUUCUGAGUUCUUAGUUUUUUGGCAUUGGGUUGUAUGCAUUUUAGAAAUUCUGAGCUAACUGCCUCAGAAUUUUCCCCACUUAAUGUCAAUAGACCUUGGCUCGCUCUAUAUAAAAUAUCUAAAUUUUGACAUCCUUUUUUUUUUUACACUGUCAGAACAGGACCUGUCUACCUAAAUAUUGUUGUAUUAGAAUAUCUUAAAUGUAUUUGUUAUAAAAUGUUUCUGAAAUUCUUGUGAAACACCAAAAAAAAGCAUAAAUUAUUUAGAAGCUUUAAUUUUGUUUUUUGAUCAGCACAAACAAACAGAACAAUAAUUUGUUUUCUUCUUUCCUCACUAGUUGAAUAGAUAAAUGUAACAAAUCUAAUAUAAAGAUUUGUUUGAAUAGAGACUAACACAGCAGUGAAUUACAAAUAUAUACUAGUUCUGUUUACUGUAAUCAUACUCAAUAUUACUGUUGCAUGAUGUUUACGAACUAUAGACUGGUAUAUAUAAAUGGCUACCGGUACUUCUGACUUGAAUGACUAUGGAUGCACCCAGAUGUACCUUUUAAUAUUCUUAUAGACAGUAGGAUUGUUAUUCUAAUUGAAUACAUUUGAUGAUGGUCACCCAAAUUUAUACAAGAAAUGUUGAAGCAAAUUACUGCGUGAAAACAAAAUAGCUUCCAAAAAGAGUAAUGGUACAUGUACAUUUUUUUUUCCAAUCAAAUAUCAACUAAAAUUCAUUGCUUUGAGGAAACAUUGAAACUUACAUUUACAGGGGGG
This is a messenger RNA of Biomphalaria glabrata, 3336 nucleotides long. Its product is annotated as protein prenyltransferase alpha subunit repeat-containing protein 1-like. The transcript has 7 exons. The record is from RefSeq and is a predicted model, not a curated record. Gene Ontology annotation, molecular function: protein prenyltransferase activity. Gene Ontology annotation, cellular component: cytoplasm. Gene Ontology annotation, biological process: protein prenylation. The coding region runs from base 14 to 1231 and encodes 405 amino acids. NCBI's taxonomy places the organism in Eukaryota, Metazoa, Mollusca, Gastropoda, Planorbidae.